UAUCUCAACCUCCGGUGCCAAUGCUUGUUCAUCAAUCAUCAGCCUUGCCUUCAUCAGAUCAUCCUCCCCCAUGCGCCAGAUGCGUUCUCGCACUCGAGCUUCGUGAUUUUUGUUUGUUAUUGCGUGUAUCUGGAUCGCUGAUUCCUGCUCUCCUCGUCUAUAUGACUCACGUAGCCAUUCGCGUGCUGGUUCCUGGCUGACUUGUCCUAGGCUGUUGUUGUAUCGAGUCUCAAUAUGUCGAGCUCUCCCGAGUCCGCCUCUGCCGGCCCGGAGUCCUCGUCGGCACCUCCAACAGGUGCUGAUGUGGCACUCAAUGAUCGUGGGAGUGAGAGUGAUCUAUCAGAGGUCAACGAAACCAUAGCUCUACCUACUCGUAAUUCCCCAUCUUCAUCACCCUCUCCAUCUGGUCACGAAUCCUCCGAAGACGCGGAAGCAGAACUCGAUAUAAACGACCGUGGCGAAUCGAGUGCGGAUGAAGCCCACGCUUCUGAUGAUGCCGAUUACGACAUGGAGGAAAGCGCAGCCGCUUCGCAGAGUGACGAGAACCGUGACGACCGCUCAACGUCUCGCGAAUCGCGACGCGCUCCGAAACGCAAGGUGGUCGCAGAGGAAGACGAAUAUAUCCGAGAAAACCCGGAGCUAUAUGGGUUGAGGAGAAGUUCUCGCCCAACUAAACAACCCAGAAUUAUUGAGUCAGAUGAAGACGAUGAAUCCGAUUCAGAUAUUGUCCCGACAAGUCGGCGAACUAAGAAGUUACGAACGGAACACAUCUCACAGCAGUCAUCUAAACGAGGCACACCUGCGCGUCAAACUCCUGCUGGAGACUCCGACUCUGACACAUACGGUGGUGCUAAAGCCCGAUCCUUAAUUAAAAAAGCUCGCCGCCUGCAAAGUCAACCGCAGUCCACACACCUAUAUGCGGAAAAGCGCUGGUCGAAUCGUCGAGCCGCCCAAACUGUUCAGACCUACGAAGAAAGCGAUAUAGAAGACGAGGACGAGUCAGAACUUACCCCCAACUACUGGGCUGGUGGUGACUUCCCUGAAGACACAGACUAUAUUGAAAAAGUUGUCGGUCACCGGCUUAAAGACGGCGGCGAAUUGAUGAUUGAUUCUAAUAGAGACGACUUCGAAUAUCAUAUCAAGUGGCAGGGCAAGUCAUAUCUCCACAACACUUGGGACACUCUCGAAGUGCUGCGUGGAUAUCGUGGCGUUCGCAAGCUGGAAAACUACUAUAAAAGGACUGUGGAGUAUGAGAUAGAUCUGAAAUUUGCGGGAGAUGAAAUACCCCCCGAGACUCGCGAGCAAUAUAUGCUUGAUAAGGAACGCGAUCAAGAUGCUUUAGAGGACUACACGAAAGUUGAACGUGUCGUUGCGCAACGAACUGGUGAUGAGGGUCGAGAAUAUUUUAUCAAAUGGAAAGGCUUGACCUAUGAAUGCUGCACAUGGGAACUCGCCUCGACCAUACGCUCUCUUGCACAAGACAAGAUCGACCAAUUCCUUGACCGGCAGUCGCGGUCAUGGACCUCGGAGAAGAGCGAAUCGAAUCCCGUCACUCGGUCCAAGUUUCUCAAGCUUGAGAAGCAACCUCAUUACAUCAAGGGUGGUGAACUUCGGAACUUCCAGCUUACAGGCUUGAACUUCUUGUCUCUGAAUUGGUGCCGAGCUAACAACGUCAUUUUGGCCGAUGAGAUGGGUUUGGGUAAGACAGUUCAGACUGUCUCUUUUCUUAGUUGGCUACGCAACGAGCGUAAACAAGAAGGCCCAUUCCUUGUGGUCGCACCCUUGAGUGUUAUACCCGCCUGGUGCGAUACAUUCAACUUGUGGUCUCCGGAUCUCAAUUAUGUUGUCUAUUUGGGCAACGCUGAGGCCCGUAGUACAAUUCGGGAACAUGAACUCAUGUUCAAUAAAAACCCCAAGAAACACAAAUUCAAUGUCCUAGUCACUUCGUAUGAGUACAUCCUGAUGGACGCAGAGUUCUUGAGGACUAUUAAAUGGCAGGCUCUUGCUGUUGAUGAGGCCCACAGGCUCAAAAACAAAGAGGCUAAGCUAUAUGCAGAGCUGAUGAGCUUCGGCGCACCUGCCCGUGUUCUGAUUACCGGUACACCGAUACAGAAUAACCUCGCUGAGCUGUCUUCGCUUCUUGAUUUUCUCAAUCCCGGCAAGGUGCGCAUUGAUGAGGAUUUGGACACCUUGGCUGCUGCAGAUGCCCAGGCAAAGCUUCAAGAUCUUCAUGCAGCAAUUGCCCCAUUCAUCCUCCGACGGACGAAAGAAACGGUAGAAUCUGACAUCCCACCAAAGACAGAGAAGAUCAUCCGGGUCGAGCUCUCUGAUGUGCAGCUGGAAUACUACAAGAACAUCCUCACUAGAAACUAUGCAGCAUUGAACGAACACAACACGGGUCAGAAAUCAUCACUACUGAAUAUUGUCAUGGAGCUUAAGAAAGUUAGUAAUCAUCCAUACAUGUUCCCUGGUGCGGAGGAGAAGGUUUUAGCAGGAAGCACACGACGCGAAGAUCAGAUCAAAGGUCUUAUUGCGAGUAGUGGUAAGAUGAUGCUUCUUGACCAGCUCCUGGCUAAAUUGAAGCGAGAUAACCAUCGUGUUUUGAUUUUCAGCCAGAUGGUGAAGGUGCUAGAUAUUCUAGGCGACUAUCUGCGUCUUCGGGGGUAUCAGUUUCAACGACUUGACGGAACUAUCGGAGCUGGUCCUCGACGCCUUGCCAUCAAUCAUUUCAACGCUGAAGACAGCCAGGAUUUUUGUUUUCUUCUUUCAACUCGAGCUGGAGGAUUGGGAAUCAACUUGAUGACCGCUGACACAGUCAUCAUAUUCGAUUCCGACUGGAACCCACAAGCUGAUUUGCAAGCGAUGGCGCGAGCUCACAGAAUCGGACAAAAGAAGCCAGUCACCGUGUAUCGUCUCGUUUCAAAAGAAACAAUCGAAGAGGAAGUCUUGGAACGUGCUCGCAAUAAGCUACUCCUCGAGUACCUGGCAAUUCAGGCUGGUGUAACGGAUGAUGGCAAGGCUUUCAAAGAAGAAUUCAGACAGAAAGGUCUCAGGUUAGACGAAGCGAAAUCUGCAGAUGACAUUCAAUGGGUGUUGAAGAUGCGGUCUCAGAAGAUGUUUGAGCAGUCAGGGAACCAAGAACGUCUGGAACAGCUAGAUAUCGAUUCUAUCCUGGAAAAUGCGGAGGUUACCAAAACCAAGGUCGAUGACAAGAUGAACUUAAGCACUGGCGGUAUCGAUUGGGACAACUUCAUGCAGUAUACUGAUGUCAAGGUUGAUGAUCUAACAUUGGACUGGGAUCAAAUUAUACCUGCAGAACAGCUUGCCGCCAUCAAAUCUGACGAGGAGAAGAAGAAAGCGGAUGACUAUCUUGCGCGGGAGCUGGAGGCCAGCGCGCCUCGCCGUGCUGCACUCAAGAACUUGAGGACCAAUGGCGACUCUGAGAGAGCUGAGCGAAUUGCAAAGAAGCGAGAACGCGAGCAGCUGAAGCAGGAACGUCUCGAAGAACAAAGAGCCUUACUAUCUGAUCCACGGAGACCUCUUAACGAAAAAGAAAAGCGCAAUCUUAUCAGAGCUUUCAUGCGGUAUGGCUUCAUGGAAGACCGUCCCGACGAAUUAUUGCGUGAUGCACGUUUGAGUGAUCGAGAUAGGGAUUUUGUCAACAGUGUACUUGAUGAACUCAUCGGAACGGCUCGUGAUGCAAUGGACAAAAAUAAUGAUGAAAUUCGUGCACAAGAACGUCAAUCCAACAAGAAGAUGACAAAGAAAGAUAUCAAAGCUGUCAUGUUUGAUUUUGGGGACGUCAAAAAGAUUAAUGCUGAAACUAUCCUGGAGCGCGCUCCACAGUUACGACUACUUCGGAAAGUCAUCAAGGAACACGGUGACUUCAGGACUUUUCAGCUACCCGAAGCUACGAAGACGGCACACUAUAGCUGUGAAUGGACCUCGCUUGAAGAUGGAAUGCUUCUCGUUGGCAUUGAUAGAUAUGGGUUUGGUGCUUGGACUCAAAUUCGCGAGGACCGAGAAUUGGGCAUGCAGGAUAAGUUCUUUUUGGAGGAACACCGCAUCGAGAAGAAACAAGAACGAGAACAUACUGAGACUAAGGGUGCUAAAGCCCCCGGAGCUGUUCACCUAGUCCGCCGUGCUGAGUAUCUACUCUCUGUUCUUAUGUCGGUUCACUCGGAUGAUGUCAAUGCCCAGAAGACCGUCGAAAAUCAUCAUCGCAAUAACAAGAAAUCUGCUCAUGGCAUGAAUGGUCAUCGCCGCCCAGAAAAGGGUAGCUCCGUUUCGGCUUCCCCAGCGCCUCAAGGCUCUAAGAAGCUAUCACACCGAGAGCGAGAACGAGAGCGGGAUCAUGAAUCGCCUUAUUCUCGUGAUCAUCACCGCUCACGAAGUAGCUUGGGCGAAAGCUCUUUACGACCAGAUGCGAAGAGAAAGCAUAGUGGGGAGGUUGAUGAGCGCCGCCAUUUCAAGCAUCGACGUGUAGAGGAACACCGACGCAAUGACAUUAAUGAACAUCGACGGAGCGAUGCCAGUCGAUAUGAGGACGGUGAAGAGGAUGACGACGAAGAGAAGCGGAACGCACCCGUCAUUAGGACCCUGAUGCAGCCGGUUUGGAGUCACAUAGAAAGGGUUGAAGCCUGUACGAAAGCGAAAAUUCCUGUUGCCAAAACACGGGCCAAAGUGCUGAAAUCGGAGAUCACGGCUAUCGGCGACUUCAUUGAAGGCCUAAAGAGAACUUCUGGCUUGCCUGCGAAGCAGUGGGAGGAGCUCAAGCCAAAGUUAUGGAAGUUUAUUUCUAAGAGAAUACCUCACUCUGAGAAGCAAUCCUCUAACAAACCAGAAAAAGGGAGUGAGAAAUCGCCCUUACGUAAAUCCCCUCCAGAGAAGCCUGCAUCAUCUGGCGGUAUGACCGGCCCGCGGCUGGCUGCUUUGUAUCAACAACUAAAACAACAAGCUGAGGAAAGUAAAAACGGAGACACCUCCAAGAUCAAGAGUACCAGCUCCGCUGUUCCUAAUGGUGGUGUUACCCAUGGGCAGUCAUCAAAAUCCGCUGUUUGAUGGCCUUCCUGUACAUGCUCUACAAGGAGCGAAUAGGCACUACCUUUGAUUUUUCGCACACAUAAUCUUUUAUAUUGCAUAGGAUGGCGUUACGGUCUAGCAUGAUAGACUCCGAGACGUCUCGAUAGUCCCGGAUCAUGAAUCAUACCCAGCAAAAGCAUUCUACGUUAUAGGCUAAUGGAGUUCAUUCGGUUAAUAUGGUCGGGCACCUUGAGCAUUUCGGUCUUGUGUAUCGCAACCGGUACGGCCCAGUUGUCGAGUAGACCGUGGGGUUAUAUACAGGCACGCAAAGCGAACUUGAUUCACCAGCGAUUCGUUCUAUACAUGUAGAUACUACCCCCUCUAGCACAAGGUCUUGUACAACGGUCGUGCAAGGGACACACCUUGUGGUUUCUCAUAGCACAGGACGACGAAGCCAGAUAUUGACCAAGUGUCGGUAAUACCCCGCAGUUGCUUCACUGCUAUCAUCAUAUUUGGGGACUAGGUUUUGGGCCUGACAGUACUUCGCAAAAUUAUAGUAGCUUUGUUUGGCCCAAAUGAGGCAUGACUGACGCUACUAGUUGAAAAUCGCAUUCGUCUAAUCUACCUCGGUAGCUGUCAAUGAAAAAGAAACAAUAAUAAAGUCAUUAUCUUGCUCUUCGUCCUCGUGUGCUUGUGUAUGACUGCAUAGAUAGGGAAGCUAUCUGAGUAGCACGUGAUCAUCAUCGGGCACGU
Xylaria bambusicola is the source of this 5775-nucleotide messenger RNA. Its product is annotated as CHD1-like protein. Gene Ontology annotation, molecular function: ATP-dependent chromatin remodeler activity; ATP binding; ATP hydrolysis activity. Lineage: Eukaryota; Fungi; Ascomycota; Sordariomycetes; Xylariales; Xylariaceae. The record is from RefSeq and is a predicted model, not a curated record. Gene Ontology annotation, cellular component: chromatin; nucleus. Gene Ontology annotation, biological process: regulation of transcription by RNA polymerase II; nucleosome organization. The transcript is spliced from 5 exons. Bases 235 to 5061 code for a protein of 1608 amino acids.